Messenger RNA from Piliocolobus tephrosceles (Ugandan red Colobus), 851 nucleotides. It is a transcript of the gene INCA1, whose product is annotated as inhibitor of CDK, cyclin A1 interacting protein 1. Gene Ontology annotation, molecular function: cyclin binding; cyclin-dependent protein serine/threonine kinase inhibitor activity. The record is from RefSeq and is a predicted model, not a curated record. Gene Ontology annotation, cellular component: cytoplasm. NCBI's taxonomy places the organism in Eukaryota, Metazoa, Chordata, Mammalia, Primates, Cercopithecidae. The coding region runs from base 366 to 851 and encodes 161 amino acids. The transcript is spliced from 4 exons. Gene Ontology annotation, biological process: negative regulation of cyclin-dependent protein serine/threonine kinase activity; negative regulation of cell population proliferation.
ACAAUUUUUCUUCUUCCAAUGUGGCCCAGGAAGCCAAAAGAUUGGAUAUCCCCCGUAUAGAGCUUAGACUCAGUGAGAUCUGAGGGUCAAACUAUAGCCAAUCUCCACCCUCAACCCAGCUUCAAUUUCCUUUCAAGGCAGAGGCCUUACCACCUUCUUCAGCUAAAGUGGUUAAGAGAGGACACGGCCUGAGGGAAGCUGGGCAGCUUUAUAGUCCCAUGGAAAGAUGGCCCUUGAAUCCUUCGGGUGAGUAGAUUGCUGUAAGGGAAGAGCCAGACCUGAGGCUACCUUGUCCUCCCCUCAGGUGUUCCAGGGUGGUCAGCCGAUCUCCACCACCAAGGUUGCCUUCCCAGAGCCUCAGACUCAUGCCCCAGUGUUAUGGAGAUGUCUUCUGGAAGAACCUUAGUCAAAGGCCCAGCCUCACUUGGCUGGAGGAGCAGCACAUUCCACCCAUGCUGAGAGCCACUGGUUGCUCCCAGCUUGGUCUGUAUCCUCCUGAGCAGCUCCCACCCCCUGAAAUGCUUUGGAGAAGAAAGAAGAGGAGGCCAUGUUUGGAAAGAAUGCAGCAGCAGGGGCUUGGGGGGGUCCCCGCCCGGGUGAGGGCUGUCACUUACCACCUGGAGGACCUAAGAAGACGUCAGAGCAUCAUCAAUGAACUGAAGAAGGCCCAGUGGGGCAGCUCUGGGGCUGCAUCUGAGCCAGUGGUGCUUGGCGAAGAGGGCUGUGGAUUUCCUAGCACCAAUGAAUACCCUGAUCUGGAAGAGGAGAGGGCAACCUAUCCACAGGAAGAGAACAGUUUUCUCACUCCUGGCAGGGCCCAGGUAUUGUUGGAGUGGAACUGGGUGGAGUGA